AUGGAGGAAAUCCUUACCCCCAACGACUACUACCCAGACGUCCCUUUUUCCUUUGCGACACUCGAAGACAAUGUCAUCUUCUGGGGUUUCAUCAUCCCCGGACGGAGGAUAUGGCUGGAUAUGUGUAGCUUCUUGUUUCUCCAUCAACUGUUUCACUUGGGGUGCGGUCGCGCUCACGCUUUCCAACAGUCAUACGGCGUGUACCUUUCUUAUUACCUCUCAGAUAACAUCUUCCCUGAGGCUAGUCCUAUUGAUUUUGCUCUGAUUGGGGGGUUGAACUUCUCUAUAGCCAUGUUGUCAGCCCCUGUUGUUACAAUCAUCGCGCGAAAGUACAGCACUAAAUUACCCAUGUUACUUGGAUUGGGAUUUUUGGCAACGGGAUAUAUCUCUGCGUCUUUCUCAGAAAGAAUCUGGCAGCUUUAUCUGUCACAGGGGAUUUUAGUUGGCUUUGGGGUUGGGUUUAUAUACAUCCCAAGUAUUGUGAUAGUCUCCCAGUGGUUUGAUAAGAAGAGGAGCCUUGCCAAUGGUAUCAGUGCUGCCGGGUCGGGGAUUGGUGGUUUGAUAAAGAUAUCUCAUGCUUGGGCUUUGCGAUUGACAGCCAUUUUAAGCUGCUCUGUCCUGUUCAUUGCCACAAUGCUAAUCCGAAACCGCAAUGACGCGAUACGACCAUCGGAGCGUGGAUUUGACAUUAAACUCCUACGCCGUCUAGACGUGGUUCUUUUGCUAUCGUGGGCAUUCAUUAGCAUGCUUGGUUAUAUUGCUCUGCUAUUUUCGCUUCCAGAUUAUGCGCGCUCUAUGGGACUUUCGGAUGCUCAAGCUACGACUAUCAACGCAAUAUUGAACUUGGGAACUGCGGUUGGCCGGCCCCUGAUCGGCAUUAUAAGCGAUAAAUUUGGCCGCAUUGAAGUUGCUGGCCUUUUGACCUGUGCUUGUGGCAUUAGUUGUUUUGCCAUUUGGCUUCCAGCAAUAUCAUAUGGAGUGCUCAUCCUCUUCGCUUGCGUUAGUGGGGCUAUCUUUGGAGCUUUCUGGGUUACAAUUGGGCCUUUAUGUGUUGAGGUUACCGGCCUAGAGGAGCUUCAAUCAACCCUAUCUUUAAGUUGGACUGUUAUUGUGCUUCCGACAACAUGUAAGCUUUCCAAACGAGAGUAUUCGAGCAAUCUAAGGCUGAUAUAA
Molecule: messenger RNA, 1173 nt
Organism: Penicillium alfredii
Lineage: Eukaryota; Fungi; Ascomycota; Eurotiomycetes; Eurotiales; Aspergillaceae
Exons: 3
Coding region: 1-1173 (390 amino acids)
Biological process (GO): transmembrane transport
Molecular function (GO): transmembrane transporter activity
Source: RefSeq, a predicted model, not a curated record